This is a messenger RNA of Parastagonospora nodorum SN15, 1914 nucleotides long. RefSeq lists its product as hypothetical. The transcript has 6 exons. The coding region runs from base 1 to 1914 and encodes 637 amino acids. The record is from RefSeq and is a predicted model, not a curated record. NCBI's taxonomy places the organism in Eukaryota, Fungi, Ascomycota, Dothideomycetes, Pleosporales, Phaeosphaeriaceae.
AUGCGGAAGGCUUCCAAGUUUUUCAGGAAGGCACUUUCUCAAAACGUCGAGUCGCCUCCACCAAAAGGCUACAUCGAGAAAGUCCAGGCUGAGCGUAAGAUGUCCUUCACGUCGUCGACUGAAGGAGGCAUGGGCAUGCUACCAGAAUUCGACCCACUCAUCGUCUCCGCAUUCGAUCUGUCAGAGUUGAUGAAUGCACAAGCAAUAUCAAGUGUUGAGAUUGUUGAGCUGUAUUUGCAUCAAAUCGAUGAACAUAAUCGGAGAGGUCGCCAGUUGCGGGCGCUGAUCUCCGUGGCACCAAGACAUGAAUUGCUGAAGAUUGCGAAAAAGUUGGAUGAUGAGCGGUUAAGGGGAAAGGUUAGAGGACCGCUGCAUGGCAUACCGAUAGUGGUGAAAGACAACAUUAUGACAGAAGAGCAGCUGGGCAUGGAUACGACAGUAGGCUCAUACGCUUUUGUUGGAUGCAAACCAAAGAAGAAUGCAACCAUUGUGGACAGGUUGAUCAAGCGAGGAGUGAUCAUUAUUGGCAAAGCAAACCUCACAGAAUUCUGCGGUCUCAAGAAUCCUUCUAUGCCACCUGGAUGGUCAGCUGUAGGCGGCCAGUGCCAAUCACCAUAUGUUUCACGACACAUUGCAAAGAGAAAACUGCAUUGGGAGCUUUCUGCACCGGGAGGCUCGUCUACUGGGUCCGCUGUUGCCGUAGCUUCAGGCUUCAGCACGCUUGCGAUUGGCACAGAUACGAUCGGAUCACUCAUUACGCCUGCGAAUCGCGCUGCUCUCUACGCACUGAAGCCUACAGUCGGUCAAGUACCAAUGGACGGCAUUUUCAACCUCAGCAAGACCUUUGAUGCAGUGGGCGGCAUGGCGAAAUCCGCAAAAGACCUUGUAGCGCUAAUGGACGCCAUGAUGGUUCCCACCAGCAGAGAGUCUGACGAGGUGGCACCGCACAGAUCAUUCAAGAUAAAAUCGAAUUUCGGCAAACUCAGGAUCGGUUUUGUUGAGCCCACCAUCUGGAAGACAUGGCGCAAAAGUGGUCGAAUCAACGCUGAUGCAGAGCGGUUUAUGCUGCAAAAGUACGAUAUGGUCGUGCAAAGCAUGAUCGAGAUGGGGGUUGAUAUCGUAUACCCUGUCGAGUUGCCGAGCCAGUCUAGCCUUACCAUUGAUGGGAAGAAUUGUUUCGAGCCUGUCGUUUAUUCUGAGUUCAAGGAUUGCUUGACAGAGUUCAUCCGAGACUUCAAAACAACCAAGAUGCACUCCCUAGCUGAAAUCAUCAACUUCAACCUCGAACACCCCGAGCUUUGCUUACCUCCAUCAUGCCCCGACCAAAAUGACCUCAUGGCUGCCCUCCAAGCCCCUACCAAACGCGAAGAAAUCAACGCCGCCCGCCAACACCUACAAAUCGCCGGCGGCCCUGACGGCCUCGACUAUCUCUUCACCAGCUCCCAACUCGACAUCGUAAUCGCCCCAGGCGAUGCGCCCCUCUCCUCCAUCGCCGCCGCCGCCGGCUACCCAACCGCGGCGUGUCCCCUCUCCGCGCUCAAACUCAACGGCCAACCCUUCGGCCUCACCCUCGCCUCGCGCCCACACACCGAACACACACUCCUGCACUUCCUCACCGCAUACGAAAAUAUCUUCCCGCCGCGCGCAUUACCGCUGCCGCUCAGUUCCGUACCGCUGCAAGACGCGCACCCGGAAAUGCUGCCUGAUCAGCCCAUCAUCGAUCUUAUCUUGCAUGAGUGGGACACAAGAAGAUUUAGCUGCUCGGCGGAUGCGUUGGCGGAUUGGCUGAAUGCGAGGUGGAAGAAAAGCGGGUAUGAAUUGAGUCCGGAGACGGUGUGUGAGGUGUUGAGGAGUAAUGGGCGCAUUGCGUUUAGGGGGCUGGGGGAUGAUAGUGAACAUGCGUUUACGCGGUGA